Prosopis cineraria is the source of this 3394-nucleotide messenger RNA. Its product is annotated as exopolygalacturonase-like. The record is from RefSeq and is a predicted model, not a curated record. Bases 2000 to 3247 code for a protein of 415 amino acids. NCBI's taxonomy places the organism in Eukaryota, Viridiplantae, Streptophyta, Magnoliopsida, Fabales, Fabaceae. The transcript is spliced from 6 exons. Gene Ontology annotation, molecular function: polygalacturonase activity. Gene Ontology annotation, biological process: carbohydrate metabolic process.
GGAUGAGCUGGAGGUGAGCAACAUUCAAGUGCAGGACAGCACCUUGGUGGGUACAACCAAUGGUCUGAGACUCAAAGCAUGGCCGGAUAAGUAUCCUGGAGCGGCUUCGUCCAUAUUCUUCUCUGGCAUUGCAAUGAACAAUGUUAAAAACCCCAUUAUCAUUGAUGAACAGUACCAAUGCGAUCCUGAAAACUGCAAAGCCAAGCCAUCAUUGGUGAAGCUGAGCAACAUACAUUUUUCAAAUAUAAGGGGUACAUCAUCAUCACCAAUCGGAGUGGACUUAAGGUGCAGCGAACUGUUCCCAUGCCAAAACGUUGUGCUUUCUAACAUUGACCUUAAGAUGGGAGGCAAACCUGUCACCAGCAGAUGUGUCAGUGUCAAACCCUCCUAUGUCGGCAUAAAUACCCCAUUGCCUUGUUCUUAAUAAUUAGGCCAAUCUUCUUAUUAUCAUAUAGCGAGGAAGGGAAUGAGGGACAGAUUGGGGGGGUCAACGGGAGCUUAUUCUUGUAGCAGCACCAGUACAGUACAGAUAAUGCCUAUCUCAAAAAUGUGUCGAUUCUAUAUGAUGAAAUGGGGAAAAUGUCCUAUUCUUUCGAUUUAUUGGUAUAACUUUUUAUUAUUAUACUGUGAAGCAUUAGGGAUAGUUUUGGAUUUUGCUUUGGUUGUAUAUUCUCCCUAGGCGAUUAUAAUGAUGAACUCCCUUAAAACCAAUUAAGAAAAACCAACUUCAACAGCUAAGUUCAUUUAUACUAUAAACUUCAACCCAGGAUUUGAAUGUAUAGCCAACUUCAAUGUACAUAUUUGGAAGGAAGUUGCUGUUAAGGCUUCACAACUUGUGCCCAUAACAUUUGGUGUUUUCAUUGAGAGUCUGAUCUCAUGGAAAGGACAAUCCACAAAGAGUUCUAACUGACAAAAGGCUGAGUAAAGUGCCAUUGAGUUGACCUUUUAAAAAUGUCAGCUCUCAAACAAGGUGGCAUUUUUAUGAGCCCCUUAUUGGGGAUCUCACAAGUGGGGUGAGGUUUAUAAAUUUAACAAGCUAGUUUUUUAGGAUGGACUUUUCCUUUAUAUUUGUACUUGUAACGUUGUAAGUUUGGAAAAAUUCCAUAUAGUUUGGGUACAAAUCUAAGUAAUGCUUAGUAAGCAUGCUAAGUAGAUGAGAGGACCAUAACUUCAAAAACUGAAGGAGGCUUGACAAAGUAAUUAUUGAAUAAUUCAUUUGUGGCAGUUGAUCAGUUAAUAUGUACAUGAACAAGUCUUCAGUCCUAUGGCAUCUUAAUUGAUUCGCUUAAAAGAUUAUUUUACACCUCUUCGGUUUCCUGUAUGGUAUAUUUAUUUGGUCAGAUAAAUCUCAAGGUUGCAUGUCAGUAAGUCUCUUUAAGGAAACGAAGGUUAAGUAUGCUGCGGUGAGUAAUGGCCAUCUUCAAGUGGCAAACAUCCCUUUUUAUGUUUCAUAUGACAUACUUAAUAUGACCUAGGUUAAAAGUGGCAUAAGAACCUUGAAGUUUUCUCAUGUCAGACAAUGUGAAGUAAGAAAUAUGAAUUAGAUAUAAUCAAAGGCCAGUUCUUGUAGUAUUUUAAAUAAAUUAAUUCCUCAAAGGUUUAACGCAAGUUGGGUGAACCUCCAGGUCUUUUAUAGAAAUGACAUGCAAGUUUUAUCUUUCUUGUUUCUAUUCUCAAACAGCAACUUCGCUCAGUAAUGAGAGAACAAUGGAAUCACAUUACCCAAAGAGCUAUAUUGAUGAAAUUUAACAGAUCGCUGGAUACUAAAUGAACUUUAUGAUAUUGAAAAUAUAACUCUUGAAUGCUAGUUAAACUGUUACAACUAGAAAGAAACUCCCCCCAGAAAGAUAGGUAAGCGUUCAAAAAUUAAUAUAGAGUAACAAGAUUAAUGGCUGUAGUUCAAGAAACUCAAGAUUAAAUAUCACAGGAUAAGAAGUUGGUGCUAUUCUUAAACUCAAUUAAGAUCUGAGAAGUCAUAGUUUCAGCGAAUCUGCUAAAAAUGGAGAGAGUAGCAUUAAGCAUAAGUAUAGCAGUAGUAGCAUAUGCAGCCACUUCUAGAAUUGGCAUGGCAAUGGCUCCAGUUCCUGAACCUGUGGAUGAAUCACCUGCCCAGAAUUCAAGAGCAGUGAGAUAUUUUGAUGUCACAAAAUACGGAGCAGAUUCUGAUGGGAAGACAGAAAGUAGCUCUGCAUUCUUAGCAGCUUGGGAGGAUGCAUGCUCAGCUGCAGGAAACUCAGUGUUGUUAAUUCCAGAAGGAACAUUCUUGGUUGGCCCAGUCUCAUUUUCAGGGCCCUGCCGCAAUAAUGAGUCCCCAAAGAUAGAGAUCGGUGGGACCCUAAAGGCUCCAAGCAGCUUCAAUUCCUUCCAAUCUUCUGAUUGGAUUGUGCUCAGAGGAUUGAAUGGCAUCAAUCUUACUGGAAUCAACAGCAUGGCAGUGUUGGAUGGUCAAGGUGCUGAAUCAUGGUCAAAGAAUGCUUGCCACAAGCACAAGCAUUGCUUCAAUCUCCCUAGUAGUCUAAGGUUCAUGAAUGUUUCACAUGGGACAGUGAGCAGCAUAAGUUUGCUGAAUAGCAAGUUCUUCCAUGUUGUGAUCUACAAGUGUGACAACAUGAAUGUGUCAAACAUAAACAUCAAAGCACCUGCUGACAGCCCGAACACUGAUGGAAUCCACAUUAGUCUCUCCUCUACCAUCAGCAUCACCUCCUCAAUAAUUGGAGUUGGAGAUGACUGUGUCUCCAUUGGACCAGGCACCACCAACUUAUCUGUCUCAUUUGUGCAUUGCGGUCCAGGCCAUGGAAUCAGUGUGGGAAGCCUGGGAAAAUACCCAGAUGAGAUGGACGUUGAUGGGGUUCAUGUUUCCAACUGUACAAUCAAUGGUACUCAGAAUGGUGUGAGAGUGAAAACCUGGCCAGGGGCUCCACAUGGUCAGGCUUCAAAUUUAGUGUUUGAGGACAUAGCCAUGAUUAAUGUCUCAAACCCAAUAAUAGUAGACCAAGAAUACUGCCCCUCACGGACCUGCAAGACUAUGAAGCCAUCCGGAGUGAAGCUGAGGGACAUGAAGUUCAAGAACAUCAGUGGAACUUACAGCACCAAGUUUGCAGUAACUCUGCUGUGCAGCUCAGAUGUUCCUUGUGAGAAUGUGCAGAUGGUUGGCAUCAAUCUGAAUUCCACAGUACUGCAAGAUUUCGAAACGUACAGCUUUGUUACAAGGGGUGGCAUUGAUGGUUUAAAAUUUCUUAAUUCUUAGUUCUGAAAGGCCUAUUAAUUCGGAGCACAAUUAUUUUUGGACGUGCUGAAACUGUGGCUGUAUGGGGCAUCGCUUGUUCAACGUCCCUUCUGUUACUUUAUUUUGCAUUAGUUUUUCAGCUUCAUUUUAUUUUAUAUAUAUAUAUAU